Vespa velutina is the source of this 2217-nucleotide messenger RNA. RefSeq names its product bifunctional protein STORR-like. NCBI's taxonomy places the organism in Eukaryota, Metazoa, Arthropoda, Insecta, Hymenoptera, Vespidae. The record is from RefSeq and is a predicted model, not a curated record. Gene Ontology annotation, cellular component: cytosol. The transcript is spliced from 12 exons. Gene Ontology annotation, molecular function: aldose reductase (NADPH) activity. Bases 128 to 2035 code for a protein of 635 amino acids.
AUAAUACAGAUUAAAGAUAGCAUUAAAGCAAUACACUUCUAAAAGUAACUCCCAGUGACUUGAAUUUCAUUCGAAGGAAAUUGUGAUUAACGAUUGAAACAUUUAUAAUUAAUUACAAUUAAUAAAAAUGACUGAGAUUCCUUCUGUAACGCUUGUGAAUGGUUAUAAAAUGCCUAUGUUUGCUUUAGGAACAUAUUUGUCUCAACCAAAAGAAGUAGAAAAAGCUGUUAUGGAUGCUAUUGAUCUUGGAUAUCGUCAUAUUGAUACAGCUUUCUUUUAUGAAAAUGAACACGAAAUUGGUGCUGCAAUACAAGCAAAAAUUAAAGAUGGAACUGUUAAAAGGGAAGAUCUUUUCAUUACUACGAAGCUAUGGAAUAAUCGUCACAAGGAAAAGGAUGUAGUUCCAACUUGUAAAAAAUCCUUAGAUAAUCUCGGCUUAACUUACAUAGAUUUAUAUUUAAUUCAUUGGCCAUUUGCUUAUCAAGAAGGAGAUGUAUUGAUACCCAAAGAUAAAGAUGGUAAGCUUUUAUUAUCAGACACCGAUUAUAUUGAAACAUGGAGAGGAAUGGAAGAAUGUGUUAAUCAAAAAUUAACUCGUAGCAUUGGCGUUAGUAAUUUUAAUUCCGAACAAAUCGUUCGAUUAGUAAAAUCUUCUAAAAUUGUUCCAGUAAAUAAUCAAAUCGAAGUUAGUGUGAAUCUUAAUCAAGAAAAAUUAAUAAAUUUUUGUAAAAAGUAUAAUAUUGUGGUAAGCGGUUAUUCACCUCUUGGAAGACCCGGCAAUAGAUUAGGUAUUAAAAAUUCUUUGGAUAAUCCAACAAUUAUUAAAAUAGCAGAAAAAUAUAAAAAAAGUCCAGCACAAAUUGCACUUAGAUAUGUCUAUCAACAAGGUGCUGCAGUAAUUGCUAAAUCUGUAACGCAAAGUAGAAUUAAAGAGAACAUGGAGAUAUUUGAUUUCGAACUAACACCGGACGAAAUGAUUGCUAUAAAAGCAAUUGGUACUGGCGAAAGAAUAGCACCAGCCGCAGAAGUACAAGGAAGCAUCGAUCUUUUAUUUUCAAUUGGAAAAAAAAGGAAGAAUAAAAUGGUUUUAAACGUACCGGACGUUAAGUUUUACAAUGGCAAUACUGUUCCACAAUUUGGAUUGGGUACUUGGAAGUCAAAACCCGGAGAAGUUGUUCAAGCUGUUAAGGAUGCCAUAGAUAUUGGUUAUCGUCACAUUGAUUGUGCUUUUGUUUAUGGUAAUGAGAAAGAAGUCGGGAAAGCAAUAAAAACAAAAAUUGCAGAAGGAGUUGUCAGCAGAAAAGAUUUAUUUAUUACUAGUAAACUUUGGAAUACCUUUCAUCAACCCGAUUUAGUUGAACCUGCUAUUACAAAAACAUUGAGCGACCUUGGUCUUGAAUACUUAGACCUAUAUUUAAUUCAUUGGCCUAUCGCUUACAAAGAGGGCGAUAAUUUAUUUCCAAAAAAAUCUGAUGGUUUUCCUGAAUUUAGUAAUGCUGAUUACAUUGACACAUGGAAGGCUAUGGAGGGUUUAUUAAAUAAAGGAUUAACAAAGAACAUUGGCGUCAGUAAUUUCAAUUCUGAGCAGAUUAAUAGAUUACUUAAAAAUUGUACCAUUAAGCCGGUAACAAAUCAAAUCGAAUGUCAUCCAUAUCUAACGCAAAAGAAAUUGUCUGAUUUCUGUAAAGAAAAAGGAAUUAUCAUUACCGCUUAUAGUCCUUUGGGCUCACCAGAUAGACCGUGGGCUAAACCGGAUGAUCCAAAAUUAUUGGAGGAUGAAAAAUUGUUGGAACUUGGAAAGAAGUAUAAUAAAACACCAGCGCAAAUUCUUUUGCGCUAUCAAUUGGAUCGUGGACACGUUGUGAUUCCAAAAUCCGUUACCAAAUCACGUAUCCUCGAAAAUAGUAAUAUUUUUGAUUUUCAACUUAAACCUGAUGAUAUUGCAUACAUAGAUUCUUUCGACUGUAAUGGAAGAAUUUGUCCGAUGACAGGAUCUGAGGGAAGUCCUUAUUUUCCAUUUGCCAUUCCUUUCUAAUUAAUACAACAGAUAAGUAAGAUUAGUUUUGAUCGCGUUCAUAAAAAUAUAUACAUAUAAUUAUUUUUAAAAUAUGUGUAUCGUAAAUAUUUUCUUUGUUAAAUACGUUUAUACGUACGUUCGUAUUUUUCUACGCAUGUAUUUCGAUAUUAACAAAUAAUAAAUUUUCGUUAAAUAAAGAA